This is a messenger RNA of Myxozyma melibiosi, 1356 nucleotides long. RefSeq names its product UbiA prenyltransferase family-domain-containing protein. Gene Ontology annotation, molecular function: protoheme IX farnesyltransferase activity. Lineage: Eukaryota; Fungi; Ascomycota; Lipomycetes; Lipomycetales; Lipomycetaceae. The transcript is spliced from 2 exons. Gene Ontology annotation, cellular component: membrane; mitochondrion. The record is from RefSeq and is a predicted model, not a curated record. Bases 1 to 1356 code for a protein of 451 amino acids. Gene Ontology annotation, biological process: heme A biosynthetic process.
AUGCGGAGCCUACGGCCGUCAGCAUCAUCGUCACUAUUAGUGCUCACUUGCGCGCCGACAAAAAGUAUAGAGAUUCUACCUAGCCGCUGCGACGUGUUUCUCUUCCGACUGUUUGCGAAACGGAGGUAUGCUACCGCACCGCCCGCUGCUGCUGCCGUGUCUGCCUCGAUACCUCUCAGUAGCAGCAGCAGUAGUCAACGUAUAUCUGAGUUUUUCCGGUCAAAUGGAGAACUCGCCAGCAAUACGAGGAAUUACAGUGCAAGAUCCGCACCGUUCACGCCCGCUGCUCUCUGCCACCCUCCCCCGCCGCCAAUUUCCCCACGCCGCCCGCCAUCAAUCUACUCAAGCUACUUCCAGCUCGCAAAGCCGCGGCUGACAGCACUCAUCGUCCUCAGCACGAUGUCGGCCUACGCAAUCACGCCUGAGUCGGCAAUCAUCUCCAACAUGUCGCACUUUCCGCUCUCGUCGCUCUCGACCCUCUUCUUCCUCACCGUCGGCACCACGCUGACCUCCGCGGCCGCCAACGCGCUCAAUAUGGCGCGCGAGCCGGAAUAUGACGGGAUGAUGUCUCGGACGCGCACGCGGCCGAUCGUGCGUGGUUUUGUCUCGCCUCUACAGGCGGUUUAUUUCGCGAUUGCAACCGGCGCGGUCGGCACAGGCAUGCUGCUGUACGGCGUCAACGAACAAGUCGCGCUGCUCGCGGUCGCAAACAUCGCGCUCUACGCAGGCCUCUACACGUCCAUGAAGCGCACCUCGAUCCUCAACACCUGGGUCGGCGCCGUCGUCGGCGCCAUCCCGCCUCUCAUGGGCUGGAGCGCCGCCGGCGGCUCGCUCCUCGACCCCGGCGCGUGGUGUCUCGCGGGCCUGCUCUACGCGUGGCAGUUCCCGCACUUCAACGCGUUGUCGUACAAUAUCCGCGAGGAGUACCGCAACGCGGGCUACCGCAUGGCGGCGUGGGUCAACCCUGCGCUGAACGCGCGCGUGUCGCUGCGGUAUUCGGUCGCGAUGAUCCCGCUCUGCGUGGGCCUGUGGUACUUUGGCGUGACGGACGCAGGGUUCGUGAUUGACAGCACGGCCGCUAACGCAUGGCUUGUUGCCUGUGCGGUCUCGUUCUGGAAGGAAUGCAGGCCUGGCGGGCGAGGCGGUGCAGCGGCUAGUGCGAGUGCGCGGAAACUGUUUUGGGCGAGUAUCAUGCAGUUGCCGGCGGUGCUUGUGCUUGCGAUGGUGCACAAGGCGGGCUUUUGGCAGGGGGUCUACGAUUAUCUGCAGGAGGCGCUAGGUGCAGCCGAGGAUGAAGAGGAGGAGGACGGAGAGGAAGUGGAGCAGGAGCACAUCGUGACCGUCGCCAAGGGCUGA